AUGUCCGAAAACACAGACAAGACAAACACUUCCAGUGGCACUCCCGUGUCCAGCACCACUGCAGACAACGAACAAAAGCUCUUGCCCCCCAGGAUUCUGGAGAAGGUCAAGAAGUGGGCCAAGAAGGAUACAGAGGAGAACAAUGACAAGGACAAGGAUACUGAGGAGGGAGGUGUCAAGCUGGACCAAGGGUCGGAUACUGAAGAUGGCGGUGUCAAGCUGUAA
This is a messenger RNA of Fusarium sp. VM40, 225 nucleotides long. Lineage: Eukaryota; Fungi; Ascomycota; Sordariomycetes; Hypocreales; Nectriaceae. The record is from the annotation of a GenBank genome assembly.